Molecule: messenger RNA, 477 nt
Organism: Cetraspora pellucida
Lineage: Eukaryota; Fungi; Glomeromycota; Glomeromycetes; Diversisporales; Gigasporaceae
Source: the annotation of a GenBank genome assembly
AUGAACACUACUAAAUCGAAAAGAGGUCGUAAAGCGUAUAUAACUCCCGAAAAAACAGACACGACCGGAAAAUGUCAUUUUAUGAUAGUUAAAAGGGUUCCAAACGUCGUUAAACCCAAGAAAAAGAGUCAUUGUAAGAACUGCGAUAUUAACGAUGAAUAUAUCAAUACAUUAUCAGAACGUAUAAAUAAAAUAGAACACUUAAUCAAAGAUUUCGAAAAAGGAUUAAAAGAUUUUGGACAAAGAUUAACUAAUGUAGACAAUACUCAUAAUAAUUUAAAUUUUCUACAAAUGGAUACAAACUCUUUAAUUGAAAUGUCUAAAAGACCAGAACUCGUGUCAUUUAACAAUAUAAAUCCCCAACCACAAUUUACUCCGUAUUAUCCAGCAAAUGUAUACAUUAAUCAAACUAUCUCGCCUCAGUAUUUUGGAACUAUGCCUUUUGACAAUCGACCUUAUUCGUUUUAUCAAAAUUGA